AGUUUCCUUCACAUCCCGAAACGACAUGACAUCUUUUGUACUCCCAGACACUGGCGUAUGAAUAAGACAUUAUCGUAUCACACCGUUGAAAAUGUAAUUUUCCGCACAUCGGGCACUAGUUACCCACAUCACAACUUACAAAAAGGACACCUUUAAGGAUCCGACUGCAGAGACUCGACUUUAAAAUCUGGUUCCAAUAGCCGGUGUGUCCUGAACUGAAAACGAGCGCUCCCGGGCUAACGCGGGAAACGCCGUACUGUUAGUUGAGUGUUUUCCAUAGAGUAGCCCUCACGCUAAUCCACACAUUUUCUGAUAUAAUCUCCACCAAGGCGACCCAGUUUUUAUUUUGGCGGUGUGGUUCUGACUCGUGGUGAUUUUUCCUCGGCUAACCCGCCUGUGCCUGGCUGUGCAGAGUCCGGACCGCCAGAACAGAACCAGUCCGGACAAAGCUGUUCAUUGUAUGUCGGUGCUGUUGCUGCUGCUGUUCGUUUGUUCCUGUAGCAACCGACCAACCCUUAGCUCCGCACAAAGAGGACAGCAACCAGAACAAAACUUGCUUAAGCACAGUUUUAAAACAUGGAUACUUUUCAGAAGGUGGAGAAAAUAGGAGAGGGGACGUAUGGAGUGGUUUAUAAAGCGAAGAACAAAGUCACCGGAGAAACUGUUGCUCUAAAGAAAAUCAGACUGGACACGUAAGUAAACGAGUAUUACAUCUGAACACACAGAGAGGGGCCAAAAUAAUGUUAUUGAGGUGCUUUUACUGUGAAUUAGAAAUACUAAAGCCGUUCCAGCUCAAACGUGGGGUCUUCAGGGUGUGACAGUGAAAUAAUAUUUGCACACAGCAGAAGAAAGGGUUAAGAAAAAGGAAGAAAAAAAAGUAAAAUAAAGAAGAGAAAUAAAUAAACAAAAAGAGGGAAAUUUAAGAUUAAAGGCAAUCUGAGAUAAUUAAAAAAAAAGAAAAAAAGUUUACUUUCUUUUUCUAUUUUUAUUUAUUAGUUCAAAAGAUCAGAGCAUGAUAUUAAAAACAAAAAUAAUGCUUUUAAAGAGCAAAUAUAUGAGGAGAACGUUGAAAUUAGGUUUAAAAGGUCAAAAUAUGACUUAAAAUUUAAUAUUGGAAUCUAAAGUAUAAAAAUGACACGUUUUAAUACUGAGUUAAACAAAAUCAAAGCAUGAAAUAAAAAAUCCAAUCAUGUUUGACUUGUAAUGUUGAAAUGCAAAAUUGAAAACAUAAAAAAAAAAACACCAAAUAUUUUUCCCCCCACAUUCUUGACUAUUUAUCAAAUCUUCCUUACUCUUUAAUUUCCCAGAUUUUUGUGGUUUAUUAAGGAUAUUUUACUUAAUUUCAGCAACGCUCUGACAAAUCCCUACACGGUAAAUGUAACUGUGUUUUUUGUUUGUUUUACUUCAGCCAGUCUUAGAAUGACAUUACGACUUGAGGAGUGACUGAUCCCUUCCUGAAUGGUUUUAUUUUAUCUUUAUCUUUUAUGUUGGACUGAAAUAUGACCACCAAAAAACUAGGAGACAAUGAGAUUUGACUUCUGUUAAUUAACAUUCACAAGGUGCAGUGAGUUUGCAUCACUGACCCAGUUUUUCAAUUAUUAUCUACGAUUUGUGUGAGGCACAUGAAAGCAAAAAAUACCGCUAUGCUUAUCUGUGUUGACUUUUAUAUUUACUGUAUCAGCAGCAAUCAACCAACCAGCCAUAACACUAUAAACACCUGAUCAAUAAACCAGACUAAUACAACACCUCUACCAUCAAUUCUACUUUUUUAAGCUUCUGCAGUUUCAGUUUUUUAUGAUAUGGUCAAACAGAUGAUGGCUGUGUUUGCAUUAAUUGUUCCUCAGAAAAAAUAUAAAGAGCACCUUUCAACAUAUCACACCUUAGUAAAUCACCACCACCCACUGCAUUUUCACUAAUUAAUAUAACAUACAACCACCACCUGUCUGAUCAUGCCAACAAAAGUUGAUUGUUUUGAAGUGCCUUUAAAUUUGUGGUAGAGCUGUAGUCUUAGAUUGCCCAGGUGUUCAUAUUAAAUUGGUUAGUCUGUGUAUAUAACUUGGACAUGUGGAUGUAUAGGAAUGAUCACCCUGGCCCCAAAACUUAAGUUGAUUUGUUUUUCUGUUAUUUUUUAAAUAAAUAAUUUGAUAAUGUUAAUGUUGGGGAAUCAUUUAAUGUUUCGAGACCAUAAAACAGGUGAAAGCAAAUUACAGAAAGGGUAAAUUUUGAUCAAUUCCAGUAACACACGCUUUUUUUCUCUAUACUUUUUGUUCAGGGAAACAGAGGGCGUACCAAGCACUGCCAUUCGAGAGAUUUCACUCCUCAAAGAGCUCAGCCACCCUAACAUUGUCAAGUAAGUUUCCAGUGUUGUGACUGUAUCAGCUAGAAAUGUCUUUGUACUUGUUCCGGUAUGUUUUGAAGACGACCUGCCUUUCUGCCUGUCAUCUGUUUCAGACUGCGAGAUGUCAUUCACACAGAAAACAAGCUUUACCUUGUGUUUGAGUUCCUUCAUCAGGAUCUGAAGAAGUUCAUGGACUCUUCCUCGGUCACUGGUAUUCCUCUGCCCUUGGUUAAGGUACAUCUCAGCUAAGUUUACUAAGCAGAUUUCUCAUGAUCUUUUUAUGAAACUAAGAAUAAAUUGACUCCCACUGAACUGAGUUACUUAACCUGGGUGCUUGUUUGUGUUUGUAUGUAGAGUUAUCUUUUCCAGCUGCUGCAAGGCUUGGCCUUCUGCCACUCCCACAGGGUUCUUCAUCGAGACUUGAAGCCUCAAAACCUCCUCAUCAAUGCCCAGGGGGAGAUCAAGCUCGCUGAUUUUGGUUUGGCAAGAGCUUUUGGGGUGCCUGUCCGCCCAUACACACAUGAGGUAAUGUGGACAACUGCUCCGUUCACGCCUCUUAACCAGCUUCUUGUGAAAUAAACAGAUGAAAGAGAAUUCACUGGCUAAAAGUAAAAAUUCAAUUCAAUUUCAAUUCAACUUCAUUUAUAUGGCACUUUUCAUACAAAAGGAGAUGCAAUUCAAAGUGCAUCACAGAGGCUAAAAACAACAAUAAAGACAAAAACCCAACCCUUCCACCCACCCACACACCCAAGGACCCACACGCAUACACACACACACCCACCCUCACUCACCCACACAUACACACACACACACACACACACACACAACCACACACAGUGUGAGAAUUUAAGAUAGCCUCUUCUUAAAAAUAUCAACAGUCUCUGUGGCCCUAAGGCUCUCCGGCAGGCUGUUCCACAACCGGAGACCAUAAAAACUGAAAGCCGCCUCCCCUUGUGUUUUUGUUUUGACUUUCGGUAAGGUUAAAAGGCCUGUGCCGGAGGACCUCAGGGUCCGCGAGGGUUGAUAUGGUAAAAGUAAAUCAGAUAAAUAGGAGGGGCCAAGACCAUUAAUACAUCUAAAAACUAAUGAAAGAAACUUAAAAUCAAUCCUGAAACAGUGUAUUUGUUCAUUCAUGUGUAUUCUGAUCAAUAUUGAGUUUUGCUUGUGAAUUCCUCAGUCGUCAUAGGAGGCUGUUAACUCUUGUUUCUGCGGAUUCAAACUCUGGUUAUUUUUUUUUUCCAUGGGAAUUCUAUUUUAUUCUCUCUGAUCUGAUUUUAUGAUAUUCUUCAGGUGGUAACUCUUUGGUAUCGAGCACCAGAGAUUCUCCUGGGCUGUAAGUUUUACUCCACAGCUGUCGACAUCUGGAGCCUGGGGUGCAUCUUUGCUGAAAUGGUAUUUACCUGUUUCAAUACCUCUCUCUGUGAAUACAUAAAACCUUUCAGUGAUGCACUAUGGUUUGAUAGUGAACAUCCAACAAGCAGACUGACCUCAUUCUCGACUGUUAUGCAGAUCACCAGACGAGCCUUGUUCCCCGGCGACUCAGAGAUCGAUCAGCUGUUCCGAAUCUUCCGCACCCUGGGUACACCAGAUGAGAACGUCUGGCCAGGAGUCACAUCGAUGCCUGAUUACAAACCCUCCUUCCCAAAGUGGGCUCUGCAGGAUUUAUCCAAAGUGGUGCCUCUCCUUGACGAGGACGGCAGGGAACUGCUGGGGGUGAGAGCAGCCUUACUUCAUCUUUUUCUGCUUUUAUUAUCUCCAGUCAGGAAAAGGAUUAGUGAUUCAUGUCACUUUGAUACUUUGAGACUUUUUACCCCGUCGUUCUGAUGUCUUAUACAUUUUUGCAAAUAGAGUAGGGACAUUUAGAAAUAAACUGCAUGUGUAGUGACUGUGCUGACCUGAAUUUUAGUCACUGUCAGGGUGCAGGAGUGAGGGGUUUUUGACGCGCUUCUAAUACAAUCCAACAUCCAAUCCAAGGUUGUUGUUAAGUUUUUGCUAUUUAUUGAUCAAAUAAAAAAAAAAAAGACAGAUACGUCCAACUUACGACGAUGUUCGAGAUGAGCGGUAAAAACCGUGUGCUCUUCCCAUUCCCCACAUCACUGCUUCACCUGUGCCCCUUUGUAGCAUUUACCUGCCCGUUCACCUGAAGUGCCCUUUGUGGUGAUUGUGCGAGUAACAAAACAAAACCCAAACAAUAGUAUAGAUAAAAUGGCUCAUACAGCACGUCUAAAACUUGAAAUUCAACAGAACUGACAGGUUGUGAGAAAUUUGCGCAUUACAAGCCUGGGAAAUAACUGAGGUGUCUGUCAUGAGAGAAUCCAUUUCAAAACUGUAUAAACGAGGUUAUUCUUGAUUAAUUCUUUUUUUGUGAAGCGAUCUGAUUUCAUAAUUAUUUUUUGAAUAGCUCUUUCAGGUUGAUUGAAAAUUAUUACAUUUUUAAAGUCACAUUGCUCAACUCUAUCCCUCCUUUCUCCCUUUGUCCUCGCAGGAAAUGUUGAUGUAUGAUCCAAACAAAAGGUUAUCCGCCAAAAACGCCCUUGUGCAUCGAUUCUUCCGAGAUGUCACCAUGCCUGUUCCUCAUCUGAGACUCUGAGUCGACGAUUUCACCAGCAUCAGCGUUAAAGCAAUAAGGACCUCCUUGCCUUAUGUUGUGCCCUGUCCUGAAAGGGACUAAAGAAUUUGGACACUACUGGAUGUCUGAUCCUGUGAAUAUUUGUUGAUACCUAAAACCAGCAUUGUAAACCAUCAGAGUUUUGGUGUUCUUCUCAGCUUAUUACAGAUCCAAAUGUUCAACUUUAAUUUCUAAUAUUAAUUUUUGUAUAUUUAUGUUUCAGUGCUAUUAGUAAAGUUUAAUUGGAAUCGUCCUCUGGCUGAAUGCAAAUCAGAAAGAGACUUUUAGUUUAGUUUUAGGUCCUUAAAUUCUCCAGUUUAAAGGUUGGUGGCUUUGAGAUGUCCAAACUUAAUAGUUAAGUAGUUCAGGUUGAUAUGAUUGAAGAAGUUUUUGGGGUAGUGCAAAUCAGUAGUGCCAUGCUGUAAGACUUUUCAGCAGCUGCAGAAGAAGAGUGUGUGUGACCUCUCAGUACAACCUGUUGCACAACAACCUUUGUCAGCUGAUAUGAAAACGUUUGUGCAGAACAUCAGAUUAAAGUCGUGUUUCUUUCCUUCCAGAGUGAAAUUUCUAAUUGAAGUCGUUUUAAAACAGCACCUUUGUUUAUCAUAAUUUUUUUAAAUUCUUUCAGGUUUUCUGUCAGUCACACAGCAAACUGAAGUUUUCAAACUUGUAUAUAGUUAUUUACCAAUGUUCUCUGUUGUAAUUCAGGUUUUGAAGAAUUUAAUGUGCUUUUGCUUCUCUCUAAAUCCAGAUUUUAUUCAAAUCUAAUGAACCGUUUUUAUUGUUGUUUUACAGUUUGGAAAAAUAAACUUUGUCAAAAUUA
This is a messenger RNA of Xyrichtys novacula (pearly razorfish), 5769 nucleotides long. The record is from the annotation of a GenBank genome assembly. Lineage: Eukaryota; Metazoa; Chordata; Actinopteri; Labriformes; Labridae.